Molecule: messenger RNA, 2112 nt
Organism: Planococcus citri (citrus mealybug)
Lineage: Eukaryota; Metazoa; Arthropoda; Insecta; Hemiptera; Pseudococcidae
Product: zinc finger protein 277
Exons: 8
Coding region: 183-1862 (559 amino acids)
Source: RefSeq, a predicted model, not a curated record
GCAAGAUUGCGCAUGCGCAUUACUUCGAACGUUCAAGUUCAAAAUACAACGGACAGAAGAGAGAAGAGAAAGAGAAUUUAUUAUCAGUUGUACGACAAAGUGGAAAGGAAACGCAAGUCAGAAUAUUCAAGAUCACUAGAAGUUUCUGGAUUCAUUUUCGAGUAGCGAGAUUCGCGUUUAAAAUGCCUGUUGUCGGAUACUGUCGAAAUUUAUACAACAACUUGUGCCCAUGCUUCGUUUGCUCAAAGAAGUUCUCACUGGAUAAUGGAGUGGAAGAUCUCCUAACGCAUAUUUGUUUCACUCACAGGAUCAUUAUCGAGAAUAUCGAUCAAAUAGCCGAUUUUAAAAAAUAUAUGGAAUAUUAUGCUAAACGUUAUAAGGAAGCAGCUCUGAAUACGUUCGCUAAAGAAAUAGUUAUCGAAGUACCUGAACGAGAUUCUACGCCGAAAGAACAGAAGUAUUAUUUACUCGGUAAUUUCAUACCGGAAGAUGAGAACCUUCGAAAGACCUUACAUUCUAAACGUUUGAAAGCAGCUCAAAAGCAACAGGUGAAGGAUAUGAGCGAUAAACUGUACAUCAGACAUUGUUUCUAUUGCCAUCAGACUAUUCGUGUGACGAAUAUUCAACUCACUAAUCACUUGAAAUGGCACGGAUUUCAGCUCGGACAUCCGGAGAAGUUAGUUUAUAUGGAGAAGUUCGUCGAAGCUAUCGAGGGUACUUUUAGAUCACUCUAUUGCUUGUAUUGUAACAUGAAAUUUGACUCGUGCCGGUCCCUGAUGACGCAUAUGGAGGAGAAAAAUCAUUUGAAAAUUCAUCCUAAUGAUCGUUUCUACGAUCAGUUUUAUAUGAUUAAUUACGUUGAAUUUGGAAAAACGUGGAUGGAUUUUCUUAAAGAGAAAAAUAAAGUGGAAUCUGAUCAAGAAAGUGGCGCUGACGAUGAUGACAAGGAAUGGUCUAGUUGGGGUAAUGAGCCUGAAUCGAUCAUGUGUCUAUUUUGUAAACAUAUUUGUCGAAGUUGGGAUGGUACACUGCUGCAUAUGACCGUAUCGCAUAAUUUCGAAUUCAAGUCUAAAGUGUCGCAAUUUAGCUUCUAUCAGCAGGUGAAACUAGUCAAUUAUAUCAGAAGAAGAGUUAUCAACCAUCAAUGUAUCAAUUGUGACGAACAAUUCGACAGUGAAACCAGUCUCAUUACUCAUAUGGAAAAAAGUAGCCAUUUCUCUAUCCCUGAUAAAGAUGUUUGGAAUCACGUCGAUUAUUUGUUCUGCGCUAUGGAAAACGAUAUGUUCCUGUGCCACUUAGAAGACCAAGACGAAGACGAAGAUAACUCGUUGGAAACUCGAGAAACGUCGAAUAUCUUCCGUCAUUACGAUGUAGAAAAUUCCGGUAGCGAAAGCGGUCGCAGCAGUUUCAGCCAAGGAAUGUGUUACAAUUUAGACUCGGUUUCUACGAGCGAUUCUGUCCUAGACGAGGAUCAGAAUAAUUCCAUAGUUAGCGAAGACGAUAAUCACAUCCGAGAGUUCGAGGAAAAAAUCAAAGUCGCUUUUGAGAAAAGCAAGAAAAUCGACGUGCCUACGAAGCACGACACGAUUAAUCAUUCUAAAUGGAAGAAACCUAUAAAUGCCGAAAACUUCGAAGAAAUUCGAUGCGACGAAGCGCCGAAAACUGAUAUCGUUUCGAAAGAAUCCGACGUAGUUCGGCAAGAAACCAAUUUAAUGAAUUUGGCCGGUGGUGGUGAUUCAUUGAGUAUCGCUUCCAGUGCUGAAGAACGCUCUGCAUCAGAUCACCAAGCUAAUGGAUCUGGCGAUGCGAAUGUAAAGAAUAGUUCGAGUGAUGAUAAACCCAGCAGUACUGGUGUUGUUUAAAAAAGGCUGCGAUAAAUUCGGAUCGAUUAGUGAGAUGUUAUUACUGAAAGACAAAAUUAUCAUAUUGCCAUAAAACUUGUAUCUCUAUUUUCGUUAAGGUUAUUUAUAUUAUUCUCGUGUAUUUUUUUCGUUUUGAUUUUCUGAUUUAUAAAAUUGUGAUUUAACUCAUUAAUGAAUUACCGCAUGUUAUCAAUAAUUAUAAUUCUUAAUAUUACAUCUUAAUUUUAAUAUACAGACGCAUUCAUAAUAA